This is a messenger RNA of Solea solea (common sole), 2796 nucleotides long. It is a transcript of the gene cep72, whose product is annotated as centrosomal protein 72. Lineage: Eukaryota; Metazoa; Chordata; Actinopteri; Pleuronectiformes; Soleidae. The transcript is spliced from 14 exons. The coding region runs from base 26 to 1630 and encodes 534 amino acids. Gene Ontology annotation, molecular function: protein binding. The record is from RefSeq and is a predicted model, not a curated record.
CUGAAAGCAGCCAAAGUUCAAAAGUAUGGCGGCGGAGUUUUUGACAACAAUUACAGAGCAGUGGAUACGGGACAAAUUACAAAUAACACACCCAUGUCUCGGUGAUGUUCGUUCACUGAGUCUCCCGGGGACACAGGAGGAGAAGAUCAGACAUCUCGGGAAUGCACUGAACAACUUUGUCCGUCUGAAGUCUCUGGAUCUCUCCUGUAACGCGCUCGUUUCCAUUGAGGGGGUCCAACACCUGAAAAUGCUUGAGAGACUGAUCCUGUACUAUAACUGCAUCCCGUCCCUUGAAGAGAUAAAAGUGCUGUAUGAGCUGAAGGCUUUGAAAGAGCUGGACCUUCGACUCAACCCUCUGACCAAAAGUUCCCCAAACUACCGUCCUUAUCUGGUGCAUGCAAUGCCCAGCCUACGCAAGCUCGAUAGCUGCUCAGUCAGAGACACAGAGCGUAAGGCUGCCAUAAUGCAGUUCUCCUCUGAUGUUCUACCUCACCUGAAGAGCUCCGGUCCACACCACGUUAAAGACAAAAGAUGCAUUGAUCAGAGACUGGCUCUUGUUAACCGAGUAACCAAGAGGUUCUCUCCCCUGACUGACACCAAUGACAUUGUAUUGAACUUUGUGGAGAUGAAUCACCAAGGCCAAAGUGAAACCACCUCUGUGCACAAAGAGGCAGAAGAACCAAGAGAGGAAGGAUCAAAAUAUUUUACGGAGCCGAGGAGUUCAACUCCAAAACAGGAACUGGCUAAAUCCAUCCUAAGACAGUCCUCCAAAAAACAUGAGUCCUCGGUGCCACACAUGAAAGAGCCAUCUCUUAAAAAAAGCUCUACCUCAUUAAAAGUGAACGACGGACCAAAGGUUUCGUUUGGCCCUUGUGUGGAGAAACACAGACCUGUGCCUGGUAAACCAAAGGAUUUCCCCAAACAAACCAGACAUGUGGCCAAAGGCUAUUUCACCCCCAAUCCUGAUCAAAGUCACGUUCAUUGUUCUUCAUUUAUUAACAUCCGGCCUCCCAGUCCACGUAGUUCUGGUUUGAAUCCGUCUGACCGCUCUAACCCCAUCUUACAUCCUCCAAGACUGACCUACUCCAGCUUUAAUAAGACAGAGGGGGGCUCCAGCCCGCCGCAGCACACAGAAAAGGCAAAAAAGGGAAGUUACAGGAAACCCCUGGAGAUGCUUCUUAAUCUCGUGGACAAACACUGGACAGGAGAGAGAUCGCUUCAUCACAAUAACAACUUCCUGUCUCAGGCAGUCCACAUCCUCUCUAUGAUGGAGAGCGAUAUUUCCUGCAGGGAGGCUCAGGUCAGGACCUUAAGACGGGAAACUAAUUCACUGACCUUUCAAGUGGCUGCACGAGAGGAAGAGCACAGAGCUGAAGUCUGCAAUCUUUCUGCUCAGCUGGAAGAAACUCGCAGCGCCGUUGGCAAACUAAAUGAACAGCUGAGAACUGUCUUGGAGGAGAACGUCGCUCUACAGAAACAGCUGAUCAAGUUGGAACGAAAGUACCUGAAGUCUAUGACGAAAAGCUCACCAAUGUCUCAGAUUAAAGAUGCUCAGACAGAAGUGGAGGAGCUGAAGAAAGAGAUCGAGGGCCUGAGGGAGAAAGUGCACGAGGCUGAGAAACUUCAAUAGGCUGAAAGAAAGCCAGGUCCCCGGUGGCUACCAGUGUUUGUGAGAGCUGAUGUGAAGUGUGGAACAUUAAAGAAGCAUCGGAAUGAGGAGAUGCACACCAGUAUGAAAAUAUGCAGCAUUUCAUAUCAGCUCCUGCAGCUGAAGACUUUUUUACUUCAUUUAUGUUACUACACUGUACAUCAGAUUUCUGUGAGCAUUAUGUUCCCCAGUCCAUUUGAUAAAUGUUUAUUAUUUAAAAAAAAGAAUAUGUAGAAGACGGUGUACGCUUGAUGUAAACAAAACAAGGGGAAAGACAAUUCAUUCAUGCACCGUUGUGUAUAAGUGUGUGACAGAGCUGUUAUGUUAACAGAUGAUUUUAGGUAAGAAAAAUGUUAGUGAGAGGCUCAUGGUUUAUUUCCUGGAUCAGUAGCAAGGUGGUGUCUCUUGGCUGUUUUCCUUAUUAUUAUGACUUUUUUAGGUCAGUUGUGUGUCCAUCUGCUUUGUAUGCUGUGGUGGAAUGAAUGCAUCGAGAUUCCAGCUGCACUGUGACUUUAUUUAUACUUCUGCCUUGGGGCUGGAGCGCUGCACACACAUGCACUUUACUCUCGCUGACACUAAUGCAAGAGCUGGCAAAGCGGGUUAGGAUGUGGGUUCUACAUGAACUCGGUUUGCCAAUGUUGGAGAUGACUGGAAAGGAGAUCCACAGUGUUGCAAAACAUAAAACCACCGUGACAUGCUCAGCGGAGGUUUUGGGAUGUUUAUUUUAUUUUUCAAUAAAGCACUACAAAUCAUGAACACACACUUUAAGUAUAAGGAACCAGAACAAAACACACUGCAUGCACCGGAGCACAACAGUACAUUAAAAGGUUUUCUUUUUUCUUAAAAAAGACACGGUAUUGUUCCUCCACAUUAAAGGUGCACAGUAUUUGGCAUUAAGCACUGACGACAGGUCAAACCGUACACUAAAAAGCUGCUAGUUUCAAAAUUGGUGCGUGGAUCACCGUCAGCUGACACUACAGGUAUUGUGUGUGACAAAUAUGGUAAAAAUUGCCUCACAAUUUUGGAAAAAUAUUCUAUAAAAGUCGAUUAUACUUGUUUGUUAUAUUCACUUUAUGUUGUACCUUGGAUGAUGAGUACCAAAAAUGUAAGGUCAUCUUUAGAAUAGUUUUAGAGGAUGGCUUACUUUG